UGAUCACCGUCUCGACCUCCUACAGUUGCAUGCACUAACAGGUGGCCCAUAUAAGUUGCCUGCAGAACACCGCAAUGGAACGUUGACGCCUGAAAAGGUUGACGCGCUGAGUUACUAGGCCGGAGGGAUAUUACAUAUGACUUUGAAACCCUUCCAAAAAUGGACGUUAUCCAAGCAGACAAUCAUGUUGCUGCCAGUCAAGAUAGGUUGCCGGAAAUUCCUGUCACUGACCAACAUCAAGCAGGAGAUAGUAUGCCAUUCAUUAAACAAGAAGUCAACCAACAGUUUGUGACAAAGCCACUUGGCGUUGAUGUCGACGACGAUGACGAUGAGCCUACUUCAAUGGACGGGGACGCUGACGACAGCAUGGCAGAGGACGAAGACGAGCUGGACUUGAACAUGGUCCAUGGAUUGCUCCGGCAGUGGAGAAAGCUGCAGAGCGGCUGGCACGACGCUUCGCGCGGCUGCCCGGGGGCCCCUCGGAACCCGCGCCGCUGACCCCCCUGGAGGCGGCUGCCCUGCAGGCCACACUCAAGGAGCUGGGUACCGCCACCGCCUUCCCGCACGCCGGCGAGCCCACUCAGGAGGGCGUGGCGGCGGUGGAGCGGCUGGCGCAGCAGGCCUUCGCGGGUAUGGACCUGAGCAACCCCCCCGCUGCUGCUGCUGGCGGCGGCGGUAGUGCAGUGCCGGGAGCAGGAGGAGCAGGAGCUGGGAGCGGCAUGGAGGG
Molecule: messenger RNA, 727 nt
Organism: Astrephomene gubernaculifera
Lineage: Eukaryota; Viridiplantae; Chlorophyta; Chlorophyceae; Chlamydomonadales; Astrephomenaceae
Source: the annotation of a GenBank genome assembly